Nasonia vitripennis (jewel wasp) is the source of this 1171-nucleotide messenger RNA. RefSeq names its product mitochondrial 2-oxoglutarate/malate carrier protein-like. Gene Ontology annotation, biological process: succinate transmembrane transport; thiosulfate transport; oxaloacetate transport. Gene Ontology annotation, molecular function: succinate transmembrane transporter activity; antiporter activity; sulfate transmembrane transporter activity. The record is from RefSeq and is a predicted model, not a curated record. The transcript is spliced from 5 exons. The coding region runs from base 180 to 1097 and encodes 305 amino acids. Lineage: Eukaryota; Metazoa; Arthropoda; Insecta; Hymenoptera; Pteromalidae.
CAUAUCCAUAAAUUUUACAAUAAACACUUCCACAAAGUAUCCCAAAGCCGUAUGCGAAAUCGACUCCGCCUUCAUUUAUUUCAUUCGGCGCUGCCACGUACGUGAUGUACUCGGGAUAGGUUAUACUCUGGUUCCCCAAAUUUCCCAUAAUUACACAUCUUCGCGUGUGAAAUAAAAAAAUGUCCGGGAACAAGGACAGCGGAUCGGGUCCACCGAAAAAAGUUAAGCCACUGCCACCGCUGGUAAACUUCCUCAACGCCGGCUUAUCGGGAAUGUGCGCGACGUGUUUCGUGCACCCGAUGGACGUUUUGAAGAACCGCAUGCAAAUGAGCAAGGAGGGCGUCACCAUAACCCAGACGAUAUCCACGAUUUUUCGCAACGAGGGCAUCUUCAAAUUCUACGCGGGCCUCAGCGCUGGUCUCGUGCGCCAGGCCACUUACACCACAGCGAGGUUGGGGAUCUACAAUCAGCUGCAGGACAUCUACAGGGAACGGUACUCCGAGGAGAAGCCGACUUUCGCGAGGCUGGCCUUGAUGGCGGCGACAGCCGGUUCCAUGGGUGCCUUCGUCGGCACACCUGCCGAAGUGGCUCUGGUGCGCAUGACGUCGGACGGCAGGUUACCGCCCGAACAAAGGAGAAAUUACAAGAGCGUCGUGGACGCGUUCGCGCGAAUCGUCAGGGAGGAGGGAGUGUCGACCCUGUGGCGCGGAAGUGUCGCCACGAUGGGCAGGGCCGCCAUAGUCAACGUCUCCCAACUGGCCACCUACAGCCAGGCCAAGAUUAUCAUCGCUUCCGAGUUGGACGUACCGGAAGGCGUCCAGCUGCACUUCUACGCGUCGAUGCUGUCGGGCGUGAUAACGGCCUUCAACUCGAUGCCGUUCGACAUCACGAAAACGCGGAUCCAGAACCGCAAGAGCACCGACGGCAAGCUGCCGGGGAUGUUCGGCGUGAUGUUCGACAUCGCCAGGACCGAGGGCUUCAGGGCUCUGUGGAAGGGAUUCUGGCCGACCUACUGCAGGAUCGGACCCCACACGGUCAUCACUUUUAUGUUUAACGAGCAGUUCGCUCGGCUUUACAGGUUGUACUUUAUGCAGUGACGCGUUCUCGUUUUGGUAAAUUUUGUCCCGAGUUGUGUAUUACGUGCACGUUACGCAUUAAACGAUAAAAGUUA